This is a messenger RNA of Erigeron canadensis, 1564 nucleotides long. Its product is annotated as transcription termination factor MTEF18, mitochondrial-like. Gene Ontology annotation, biological process: chloroplast organization; regulation of DNA-templated transcription. Gene Ontology annotation, cellular component: chloroplast. Gene Ontology annotation, molecular function: double-stranded DNA binding. The transcript has a single exon. NCBI's taxonomy places the organism in Eukaryota, Viridiplantae, Streptophyta, Magnoliopsida, Asterales, Asteraceae. The record is from RefSeq and is a predicted model, not a curated record. Bases 78 to 1292 code for a protein of 404 amino acids.
UGUAUUUGGGCGUGUCCCCUUAAAAUCCCAAUUUCUUGUCAUACCAAGCUCCGCCUACCGUUACCAUCACUCACAUCAUGUUCAGGUUCUCCGGUUUGUUCCAAUUCUGGUCGGGUGGUUUUCAUCAAUACUCCACCGCCGCUAUAGCAAUCUCCGGCAAUCGGAAACCCAAUAAUUUCAUAGUUGAUUACCUCAUGAACAGUUUCCUCUUCUCCAAACAAGACGCCAUUUCCAUCUUUUCAAGAGGUAAAUUUCCCCAUCCAACUGCUAACUAUGAAUUAGUUGUUAAUACUUUCAAGAUUUAUGGUUUAAACAAUACCCAGAUCAAAGAUAUCAUCUUUUAUGCCCCAAAAAUAUUAACUUGCAAACCCCACAAAACCCUACAUCCAAAAUUAAGGGUUUUUCAAGAACUCGGUUUAUCCGGGUCGGAUCUUGUUAGUCUUGUUAAGUAUAACCCGGAAAUAUUCAGAUGUGGGUUACAUACCCAGAUCAUUCCCGUGCUUGAUCUUUUAAAAAAAUUAGGGGGAGGUAGUGAUGAGAAUUUGAUUCAAGUUGUUAAGAAUUUUAGAUGGAUGUAUACGGCGAAAUCUUGGAUAAAAAGACUUUCAACGAAUGCUUCAAUGCUUGAAAACCUAGGUUUGUUAAAUGAGAGUAAAUACAUACAUUUUGUGUUGUUUAACACCGAUAAGCUCACAAGAAUAUCUGAGAAUGUUACUUUAUUGAGACGAUAUGGUGUAUCGGAUGUGAAAAUAUCAAAGUUGUUGGUUCAACAUACUAAGUAUAUGCAGAAAGAACCGGAAGUGUUUGAAAAGAAGUUGGAAUACGUUGAACAUAAUUUGGGUAUUUCCCGUCAUGAACCGAUGUUUGUUCAUGGGUUACUUGUGGUUAUGUAUCGUGGUGACUCUGAAAUAGAGAAGAAGAAAGAAGUCUUUAGAAGUUUUGGUUGGUCUGAUUACGAAAUAGCGUCUCUGAUUAGGUCUCAACCUUACUGUUUUACUAAGUCGGAAGAUACAAUUAAGGAUAAGUUAAAUGUUUUCAUGAAGGAGUUAGGUUAUACCCCUUCGUUUCUGAUGGGUCGCUCCUGUUUUAUGACAUUGAGUUUAGAGAAACGGGUAAAACCAAGGUAUGAGAUUUAUAAAAUCUUGAAAGAGAAGGAGUUGUUGCAUGAACCAGUGUUACUCAUAACGUUGUUGCAAUAUGCUGAGCCACAGUUUCUUGGUUUCCUGAAGAGCUUUGAGAAUCAUGUACCCAAUUUAUGUGAAACGUACAUGAAUCGCGUCAAGACCAAAUAAUUCCAUGUAUUAUGAUUAGCAGUAUUCAAGUGACUGGAGUUGGAUCUGCAGCAUCACAUUACUUGGUUAAUUGUCUGCUUUACAUUGAUUGACCAUUGACUUAGCUAGGCGAAAUGCAUCAUGAAAAAGAUUAGUUUAGGAACAGCAAUGAAGUUAAGACAUUUUGUUAGCAUUAACAUUGAACUCUGUUUUCUUAUAACUAAUUUGUCACCUAUUUAGAACCUGUUGUUGAGAUAUUGAAAUCAGGGAUAGAUCUAUUCGUCUUUUUGACA